AUGUCUGUUCCAUCUUCGAAACCGUCACAACCAGCACCAACAACAUUCAAUGAACGUCUUAAUGAGCAGCUUGUCAACUGCUUAAAUGUUCAAACAAAUGUAAUACAAAAUUUAUCUCAAUAUUCGCAACAUAUUUCAUCACAAUUAUUCGAAAUUAAAAGCAUUAUCGAAAUAUUAUCAAAUCGAGUAUUAGCUCUUCAACAACAACAACAAUUAAAUCAACAAUCUCAUUUUGUACCAAAUCCUUAUGGAACAUCUUAUUAUCCAAAUUAUAUGCCUCAACAACCAAUAUCAGUUUCUCAUCCGCCAUCAUCUUCUCAUCCUCCUCCUCCGAUGCCAUUUUCUGUUCAACAACCACCUGCUCCAAUGCGUAUGCCAGCAACAACGACGGCUACAACAAGUUCAACGCUUCCAUUUUUUCCUAUGACUGUUGCUAAUCCACCUGUAUCAUUGCCACAAAAUGUACCAUCACUUCAAUUUCCUGCAUCGGCAGCAAUACCAACAUCACAACCAACAAUAACUAAUACAUUACCAACAACAACAACAACGACGACACCGACUCAAUCAAUCUUUUCAAAUUUAUCUAAAUUCGGCAUGACUGAUACCACUGCUAAGUCAUCAUCCUUAUUUCCAACAACAACAACAGCUCCAACAAAUGUCACAAAUGAUAAGCCAUCAAAUAGCAGUCCAUUUGUAUUUGGUACUAAUAACAUCACAUCAUUAUUUGGUAGUGGAAAUUUUACUCCUGGCUUAUCAAAUCUUUCAACAAUAAAAGCAGAAACACAUGCUGCUGAUGAUGAUGGCGAAGGUGAUGGUGAAGAUGAGUCAUAUGAACCAGAUUAUUCCUUUAAUCGACUUGUUACACUACCUGUUGUUGAAGUUAAAACAGGUGAAGAAGAUGAAAAUAUUCUCUUUUGUGAACGUGCAAAACUUUAUCGUUUUGAUGCAUCAACAAAUCAAAUGAAAGAACGUGGUACUGGUGAUAUAAAAAUUUUACAACAUAAAACAACAAACGUUUGUCGUAUAUUAAUGCGUCGUGAACAAGUAUUUAAAAUAUGUGCUAAUCAUCAGAUAACAUCACAAAUGGAAUUAAAACCAAAACCAGGUGUAGACAAUGCUUAUCUAUGGUCAGCUAUGGAUUUUGCUGAUGGUGAAGCUAAACAUGAAACAUUAUGUGUUCGAUUUAAAACUGAUGAACAAGCUAAAAACUUUUUUAAAGUAUUCAAUCAAGCAAAAGAAAUGAAUAUGAAGAAAUCCGGUGAUUUACCAUCUGUUGGAAAAAUUUCAUUAAAUGAUGAAACAAAACCAAAAUUAAAUACUAAUGAUGAUGAUGUUGUUUCUAUUGGUGAAGUUAAACCAUCAGCCGAACAAAUUGAUCGAGCAAAAAAACUUCAAUUACCAUCAACAUUCUAUUUAUAUGAAAAUAAAGAACCAUGUAAAGGUUGUCCAGGUUGUGAAGAAGAUACACCACCAAUUGUACUUAAUGAAAAUAAAACAACAACCAGCAAACAAACAGAUGUAGUUAAAAAUGAUACAAAAAUAACCACUCCUCAACCACAAUCAACAACAUCAGCACCAAAAACACCAUUAAGUUCAAGUGAAAACAUUAAAUUUUCAUUUACAAAUGCUGAAAAACAACAAACACAAUUUCAAAAACAAACAUCAAUACCAAAAGAAGAAAAAUCAUCUGUUGAAUCAUCAUCACCAGCUGCAAAUGCAACAUCACAAUAUGAUAGUAAACCAUCAAUAUUUGGAAAUUUGAAUGGUACUUCUAGUACAUCAAUAUUUGGAACUUCAACACCAAUAAAUAAUCUUGGUAGUUCCAUAUUUGGUAGUAGUGCAUCAAUAAAAUCAUCAACUAAUGGUAGUGGAUUUUCGUUUCCUGGUUUUGGUAAUACAACAGGAACAACACCUACAAAUGGUUUUCAAUUUUCUACACCAGCUGCAACAUCAACAUCAACAACAAAUACAUCAUCAACAUUUUCAUUUGGAUCAGCAUUAACAGCAGCCACAGCUAAUACAUCCGUUUUUGGUAAUACACCAAAAUUUAGUUUUUCUGAUGUAGCUAAACAAUCAUCAACAACAAUGAAUGAUAAAUCAACUAGUAAUGGAACUGAACAACGAGUUUUUGCUGGUCAAGGUUCGCUUAUAUUUGGUACAAAUACAACUAUAAAAGCUAAUACAAAUGAAGAUGAAGAAGGUGAUGGUGGUGGUGGUGGUGGUGGUGGUGAAGAUGAGUCAUAUGAACCAAAUGUUUCAUUUAAACCAAUUGUACAAUUAUCGGCUGUUGAAGUUAAAACAGGUGAAGAAGAUGAAAAUGUUCUCUUUUGUGAACGUGGAAAACUUUAUCGAUUCGAUGCUGAAUCAAAUCAAAUGAAAGAACGUGGUGUUGGUGAAAUAAAAAUUUUACAACAUAAAACAAAAAAUCUUUAUCGUAUAUUAAUGCGUCGUGAACAAGUUUUAAAAUUAUGUGCUAAUCAUCAGAUAACAUCACAAAUGGAAUUAAAACCACAUCAAGGUUCAGAAAAUGCAUAUGUUUGGUCAGCUAUGGAUUUUGCUGAUGGUGAAGCUAAACAUGAAACAUUAUGUAUUAGAUUUAAAUCAAGUGAUAUUGCAAAAAAAUUUGUUAAACAAUUUAAUGAAGCUAAACAAGCAAAUGUUAAUGUUCAAUAA
Molecule: messenger RNA, 2673 nt
Organism: Rotaria sp. Silwood1
Lineage: Eukaryota; Metazoa; Rotifera; Eurotatoria; Philodinida; Philodinidae
Source: the annotation of a GenBank genome assembly